GUGUUUUGUCUUGAAUGGAUUCAACUCAUUCAUCCUUUUUAACGGAGCGUUGAAUGCUCCUCUUCCUCAUCAAGACCCAGAUUUUACUGAGAGAGAUUUUUGAUCAACUAUACGACUUUCAAAGUAAAACAAAUGUAGGAGUACAAAAAAGCAGCAGCUGCAAAAACCCCUCUUUUCUUUCAUAUUCUUCUUAAUUCUCCCUUUCCAGUUGUCUGCGCUUCCCCUAAAUCAGCUCCAAUUCAUUUGUUUCUUCUGCCGCUUUAAUUUCUGUGUUAUUGUUUUCUGACCUAAUUUCUGCUCCUGAUUUCAAUUCUGGGUUCUUCACUUCCGCUGGAUUGCCUCCCCCCACCCCACCCCUCCUUCCCUGGGGUUUCCUGAUUACCGAGUUACAUUUUUUUUUGUUUUUCUAAAAAAGUUACAAUUCUAUUUUAAUUUGCCCUUUCUGUGUUGACUAAUUCGUUGGGUGGAUAGCUACUUUGUUUCAAUAACCGAGUUGGAAUCGGGCAGAUGAAUAAUCUGUGGUUGUUCUAGUUGGAGAAUUUGGGAGGGGGCGGGGUGGGGUGGGGCUCGAAAUUUCUCAUGGAUCGGUGGUCAAUGGCCACGAUUUUGUACUGUUUAAUUCUCCUGUUUGGCAGAUUUCUGCGGGUUUCUGCUAACGCCGAAGGCGAUGCUUUGAAUGCUCUGAAGAGCAAUUUGGCCGAUCCCAACAAUGUUCUGCAGAGUUGGGAUCCGACCCUCGUCAAUCCCUGCACCUGGUUUCAUGUGACUUGCAAUAGUGACAAUAGCGUUACUCGAGUUGAUCUUGGGAAUGCAAAUUUGACUGGUCAGUUAGUUCCGCAGCUCGGUCAGCUUCAGUAUUUACAGUACUUGGAACUUUACAGUAAUAACAUUUCUGGAAGAAUUCCAAGUGAGCUCGGAAAUUUGACAAACUUGGUGAGCUUGGAUCUUUAUUUGAACAACCUAAGUGGUCCGAUCCCCGACACCUUGGGCAAGCUUCAGAAGCUACGAUUCUUGAGGCUCAACAAUAAUACCUUGGAUGGAGAAAUUCCCAGGAAUCUGACUACCAUCUCUACACUUCAAGUUCUUGAUCUUUCAAAUAAUCGGCUGCGAGGGCAGAUUCCUGUUAAUGGAUCCUUUCAGCUUUUUACUCCUAUCAGUUUUCAAAAUAAUCAGUUGGAACCUCUUCCUGCUUCUCCGCCCCCUCCAGUUUCACCUACUACACCGUCUAAUUCUGGAGUUGGCAAUAGCGCUACAGGAGCUAUUGCAGGAGGUGUUGCAGCCGGGGCUGCCCUUCUAUUUGCUGCGCCUGCAAUCGCUCUUGCCUGGUACCGUAGGAGAAAACCACAAGACCAUUUCUUUGACGUUCCUGCUGAGGAGGAUCCGGAAGUUCAUCUGGGGCAGCUCAAAAGGUUCUCUCUACGUGAACUCCAAGUCGCGACAGAUAACUUCAGCAACAGAAACAUUCUCGGCAGGGGUGGGUUUGGUAAAGUGUACAAAGGCCGAUUAGCCGAUGGUUCUCUAGUCGCAGUUAAAAGACUGAAAGAAGAGCGCACUCAAGGCGGGGAGCUGCAGUUUCAAACGGAAGUGGAAAUGAUCAGCAUGGCCGUUCAUCGCAAUCUACUCCGCCUGCGCGGGUUCUGCAUGACGCCCACAGAAAGAUUGCUCGUCUAUCCUUUCAUGGUCAAUGGAAGCGUUGCUUCAUGCUUAAGAGAGCGACCGGAAUCGCAACCGCCGCUUGAUUGGCUGAUAAGGAAGCGGAUAGCGCUGGGGUCCGCAAGGGGGCUCGCGUACCUGCAUGAUCACUGCGAUCCCAAGAUCAUACACCGCGACGUUAAAGCUGCCAACAUCUUGUUGGAUGAGGACUUUGAAGCAGUCGUCGGCGACUUCGGGCUCGCAAAACUCAUGGACUACAAAGACACGCAUGUUACAACAGCUGUACGUGGAACGAUCGGCCAUAUCGCCCCCGAGUAUCUGUCGACGGGAAAAUCCUCCGAGAAAACCGAUGUCUUUGGCUACGGUGUCAUGCUUCUCGAGCUCAUCACCGGGCAACGAGCCUUCGAUCUUGCCCGUCUCGCCAAUGACGACGACGUCAUGUUAUUAGAUUGGGUUAAGGGACUGCUGAAGGAGAAAAAGCUAGAGACGCUAGUGGACGGAGAUCUUCAGGGGAAUUACAUCGACGAGGAGGUGGAGCAGCUGAUCCAAGUGGCGCUGCUGUGCACGCAGAGCUCUCCGAUGGAGCGGCCGAAGAUGUCGGAGGUGGUGAGGAUGCUGGAAGGGGAUGGGCUGGCGGAGAGGUGGGAGGAGUGGCAGAAGGACGAGAUGUUCAGGCAGGAGUUCAACAACGUGCGCCACCCGACCACGGACUGGAUAAUCGCGGACUCCACUUCUAACAUCCGACCUGAUGAACUGUCGGGGCCGAGAUAAGCUGGCUGUUAUUCCCUAUCCUAUCUUAUCCUAUCCUUGUCUGUCUGUAUUCUUGCAUCUGUUUCUCGAUCGUCCUUGUAUAUGGUUAUGGUUUUGGUUGGGAGAGAAUUUUGGCGAUGCGAUGGAAGCAGGAAUGUUUGUUGUUGUAUACUGUUUGAAUAGGAUUUGUUUUCAGGUGUGGUGGUGGAAGUACACUGCAGGAAUUGUGGUGAAAUUGGGCAGUUGGUAUUUCUUCUUCAUCUUCAUCUUCAUCUUCAUCUUCUUCUUCUUGUUUAAUUGGGUAUUGUUCUGGGAGAGACAGAUAAAUGCAGUAGUGAGUCAGUUGAUGUAUGUAAUGUAAGAUACUUGGGGUAGGGGGUUAAUGUAAUAAUCUGCCCCUGCCUGUUGCAAUGUACUCUACUGUAAGAAUUCAUCUUGGAAAUUCUCUGCCUGCCUGCAAUUGAUUAAUUUGUUGCAGAUGAGAUGAGAUUCA
Molecule: messenger RNA, 2896 nt
Organism: Andrographis paniculata
Lineage: Eukaryota; Viridiplantae; Streptophyta; Magnoliopsida; Lamiales; Acanthaceae
Product: BRASSINOSTEROID INSENSITIVE 1-associated receptor kinase 1-like
Exons: 11
Coding region: 580-2424 (614 amino acids)
Biological process (GO): protein phosphorylation
Molecular function (GO): protein kinase activity; protein binding; ATP binding
Source: RefSeq, a predicted model, not a curated record